Molecule: messenger RNA, 3996 nt
Organism: Prunus armeniaca (apricot)
Lineage: Eukaryota; Viridiplantae; Streptophyta; Magnoliopsida; Rosales; Rosaceae
Source: the annotation of a GenBank genome assembly
AUGGAGGAAGCCAUAACCCGAAUAGUCAUAGAGCUCGAAGAACUCCGCCACUCUGAAAACCCAUCAGACCGCCAAACCCUACCCAUCUCCGAUUCCACCCUCUCAGACCUUCAAACCCUCUUAGACAACGCCCUCGCCGACGAUGACCCUGAACUCAUGGACCACCUCCACGACGAGCUCUCCUGCAAGUCCCUCUCUUUGUCCAAUCUCGUCCGUCCGAUCGCCUCCGCCAUGGAUUUGGGCCGUACCCAUCUCGCCCUUUCAGCCUCCAAAGUCUACCUCUCUCUUCUCCUCUCACCCAAUUCCCCUGUCUGCACUCUCUUCAACCCCAUGGACUUUCUCUCUCUCCUCCAGUCCAUUCGCCGGUCCCUCAAGCAUCGUCCUUCAGGUGAAUCCAGCCAUGGGUCCCACGUUGCCGCUAAUAAGAAGAGAAAGGGCCGCAUCAGAAAUCGGGGUUUGAAGAAUUGUGCCCAGAGUUCUCACGAUGAAGAUUGUGAUGGGGAAGAGAGUGACUUUGAUGUGAGGGUCUUGCUUACCGUUCUUGAAAGGUUGGAACUUGUAAUGGGGUUGAUUCAUUUGGACCGCUUUCCGGAUAGUUUGAAGUCUUUGGUUCAAACUGUGGCUGAAAUUCCAGUGAUGGCGCUUGAAGUAUGCGGUAAUUCAGGCAGUUAUAGCAGACUAACAGAUCUGUGCUCGCAGAUUUUGCUUAAAGUAUUCAUACCUGAGCAUGAGGACCAAGCUAACAUUGCAGCCGAGGUGUUGAAGUCAUUGUCUCCGAUGAUUCUUCAGCAUAAAUCUCAAGUGCGGGCAUUUGCAUUGGGGUUCGUGACGAAUCGAAUGAUGAGUGCGGCCAAGACGCUUGAUGGUGUCAGGAAAGCAGUGGUGAAUUUUCCGAGGUACUUGGUUCAAAAGGCACCGGAGAAGUCUGAGCCUCGGGCUUUGGCUGUAGAGUCUAUCAUGGAGAUUGUUAGAUUUUUGGAAUUUGAGGACCAAAUGGGGUUUGUGGGUUAUGUAGUGAAGAUGACUCAAGGGAAAGCUAGCUUGAGGCUCUUGGCUGUUGACCUUAUUCUGGUGCUAGUGACAUCGUUGAGAGAUACAUUGGGGUUGAAUUCAGAAAGUGAAGUGAACGAUUCAUUGGGUCUGAAAUGCUUAGAGGCUUUGAUUCAACGUUGUUCAGAUGUAGUUGCUGGAGUUCGAGGCCGUGCUUUGUCAAACUUGUCACAGCUGGUGGGCUUAUUGUCAGGUGAUGAUAGGGGUCAGGCUGUGCUGGAAGAAGUUAUGGGGCUUGGCAAUGCAAGUGACCAAAGGCCGAAGGGUUGGAUGAAUGAAAUUUUAAUGAAAAGGUGCAUGGAUGAGAAGGCAGGUGUAAGGAAGGCUGCACUUCUUUUAAUUACCAAGUUGAUAGCCAUUCUAGGUAGUGACUUUGAUGGAGGCUUGCUCAAGACAAUGGGCAUGGCUUGUUCUGAUCCACUUGUUAGCAUACGUAAAACGGCAAUUUCAGCUCUUUCAGCGGCCUUCAGAACAUUCCUGGAUGAAAGGGUGGCUACUGAGUGGCUACACUCUGUUCCACGCUUAAUUGCUGAUAACGAGUCUAGCAUUCAAGAAGAAUGUGAGAACUUGUUUCUAGAACUGGUAUUGGAACGGGUAUCUACAGGGUCUGUUAGUUCUCUUCAUGAUGAAUCCAGGUUUCGUAAUUCAAAUAAAGCAAAAGGUUUGGAAAUGGAUGUUGACUCGGUGUUUCCUGAAGGUGUUUUGAGUCUUUUGAAAGAGAUAUGCAAUGGAGAGGUGACACCUUGGGUGAAGAAAAUUUGCACAAACCUGGGAAAGAAGAAAUUGAUGAAGCACAAAUUUGCUAUUUCUCUUCAGAAUAUCAUAAGGACAUCUGAGUCUCUGUGGCUCAGUAAAUCCAUGCCAAUAGAGAAAUGGACAGCCCCACCUGGCUCUUGGUUUCUUCUAUCAGAGGUGUCAGCAUACCUUGCAAAAGCAGUUGACUGGGAGUUUCUCCAUCAUCAUUGGGAGCUCUUUGACAAGUAUGGCAUGGGAGGGGAGAUUCAAAGCCCAUUUGCACAAGGAUAUACAUGUGAAGAGGAAGAUGGUAUAGAUUCCACUUCUGUUGCUUGGGCUGGGGAUCGUGUUUUUCUCUUACAGACAAUCUCUAAUGUUUCUGUUGAGCUGCCUCCUGAACUUGCAGCAGAUUUAGCUCAUAAUAUGCUUAAAAGAAUUGAAGAUUUCAACAUGCAUUCAACAGAGGUUAAUGCUCAUGUAAAAGCACUCAGAACAUUGUGCAAGCGGAAGGCUUCAAACUCAGAGGAGGCUGAUACCCUUGUUAUGAAAUGGGCACACCAGCUUAUCUCAAAAGCUUCUCAGAUUUUAGAGAAGUUUAUUUUGGAUGAUUCAGAUGCAAAAAGAAAAGGAGACUUCUUUACACCACCUAGAAGUGGGACUAGAAAAGGCAAGAGAGCUAUGGCCAUGUCGAGGUCAUUGUCAGAAGCAGUCACAGCAGCUUACACCAUUGGGUCUUUGGUUAUCAUCUGUCCAUCUGCUGAUAUGACCACCGCCAUUCCACUACUAUACACCAUCAUCACUUCUGGGAAUUCUGAUCCAAAAGCUGAUAAAUUAACAAGGCCCAAAAGCUCUGUAAAUCAGACAGCCCCUUCUUUGUACAUCCAAGCAUGGCUGACUUUGGGGAAGAUUUGCCUUGCAGAUGGAAAAAUUGCAAAGAGAUAUAUCCCUCUGUUUGUGAAGGAACUUGAAAAGAGUGAUAGUGCAGCACUUCGCAACAAUUUGGUAGUGAUGAUGGCAGAUUUUUGUGUUCGCUACACUGCUUUAGUUGAUAGUUAUAUACCAAAGAUCACAAAAUGUCUCCGUGAUCCAUGCGAACUUGUAAGAAGGCAGACAUUUAUACUUCUCUCGAGAUUGUUGCAGAGGGACUAUGUGAAGUGGAGAGGAGUUAUGUUCCUUAGAUUUCUUUUGUCCCUUGUUGAUGAGUCAGAGAAGAUAAGGCAGCUUGCUAAUUUUCUCUUUAACAAUAUUCUGAAAGGUUCAAGGCAACCACUUCUAGGAUAUAACAGUUUUGUAGAAGCAAUUUUUGUUCUGAAUGACUGCCAUGUCCACAAUGGACACAGUAAUGCUCAGGGAUCACGCGCAGAGAGCCGGCUUUUUUCCAUCAGGGGCAAUGAUGAAAAUUCAAGGUCUAAAAGAAUGCAGAUCUAUGUUACUUUGCUAAAACAAAUGGCUCCAGAGCACUUAUUGGCUACCUUUGCAAAGUUAUGUGCAGAGAUUCUUGCUGCAGCAUCUGAUGGUAUGCUCAAUAUAGAUGACAUUACUGGGCAGUCUGUUCUCAAGGAUGCUUUCCAAAUUCUCGCCUGCAAAGAGAUCCGAAUUCCAUCCAACCGAGGAUCAUCAGCUGACACUGGAGACAUUGAUGAAGAAGGUGGUGAUAAUGGUGGAGCAUCUGCUAAGGGAAGGAUAACUCAAGCAGUAAAAAAGGGCCUCAUCCAAAACACAGUACCCAUCUUUAUAGAGCUGAAAAGGCUAUUGGAAAGCAAAAACAGCCCCCUCAUUGGCUCCCUCAUGGAAUGCCUCCGUAUCAUCCUCAAGGAUUACAAGAAUGAGAUUGAAGACAUAUUGGUUGCCGAUAAGCAGCUCCAGAAAGAGCUCAUAUAUGACAUGCAGAAGUAUGAAGCAGCAAAGGCCAAAUCAACAGCUGCUGAGGCUGUUGCCAACAGCAAGAAAACAAUUAGCUUCAACUCGCCCGUUGUAUCUAAGAUUGAGAGUGUAAGACAUGCCCAAAACAAGUUUGGUAGCAAACUCCAAGGUGACACACAAUUGGCCUCAGCAAUGGCUGAUGCAGCUGCUGAAGCCACAGCAAGGUCAGUGCUCAAGGAAGUGAACAAAGGGUUACAGUCACCGCCUCUUAGCGCUCUGAGCAUGCCUAAACUCAAGACAAGCCAAGGAGACGCAGCGGUCGCAGUGAUCUUCCCUUUGAUGUCUUAG